This is a messenger RNA of Lindgomyces ingoldianus, 483 nucleotides long. RefSeq lists its product as uncharacterized. Lineage: Eukaryota; Fungi; Ascomycota; Dothideomycetes; Pleosporales; Lindgomycetaceae. Gene Ontology annotation, molecular function: diphosphoinositol-polyphosphate diphosphatase activity; endopolyphosphatase activity; bis(5'-adenosyl)-pentaphosphatase activity. The coding region runs from base 1 to 483 and encodes 160 amino acids. The transcript has 2 exons. Gene Ontology annotation, biological process: diphosphoinositol polyphosphate metabolic process; diadenosine pentaphosphate catabolic process; adenosine 5'-(hexahydrogen pentaphosphate) catabolic process. The record is from RefSeq and is a predicted model, not a curated record. Gene Ontology annotation, cellular component: cytoplasm; nucleus.
AUGGCUGCCACCCAGCAGCUGCCCAUGCAGUCGCGCACCGGCCGGAGCAACCAGCGCUACGGCUCCCAAGGAGAGCGACUUGUCGCUGGAAUUGUCCCCCUCUCAGCCGACAAAUACUACGUGCUCCUCAUCCAGUCGGCUCGCCGCGGCGGCUGGGUGCUCCCCAAGGGCGGCUGGGAGACCGACGAAGCAACCGCCCAAGAUGCCGCCAAGCGAGAGGCCUGGGAAGAAGCCGGCAUCAUCUGCAAAAUCUCCUACGACCUCGGCCUCAUCCCCGAGAGUAGGCGGCCGGAGCAGCUCACGGCGCAGGCCCCGAAAGCCGCCUACCACUUCUUUGAGGCCAUCGUCGAGAAGCAAGAAGCGCAGUGGCCCGAGAUGAACAAGCGCUCGAGACAGUGGAUGACAUACACGCAAGCCAGAACGGCGUUAGCGGAUCGACCGGAGUUGCUUGCCGCUCUGGAUCGAUGUACCAUGCAUCGUUAG